AUGUACUCAACAGAGAGACAUGUCAAGUCUAUCUGGGUUGACGUGCUGAAGCUCGAUGGUUCUGACUAUGCCACCGAUAGUGCAGUUGGUCUUCUGGGCAAGGCAUUAAAGCAACUACGUGACGACUACGAAUUUGAGCUCAUCACCUGUGCGCCAUCAGGUAUUUUCGGCGCCAAAAGUUCAACCGCGCUAUGGGCUCCGGCUGAGUAUCUCGACGACAAGAACGAGAUCCAGUCAGCAGCCGAGCUGUACAGACCGAUCUACAAUUGUGGGAAUUUCAUUCCCAUGACUAACGGUUCCAUCUGCCUUCGACGUACAGACAGAGAAAGCCGUCCACUAUCCUGCGAUGCCGAAGACUGCAAACGCUACUUACGCGACCACAACAUUUCUCGUGCUUAUGAAUUGAGUGACAUGAUGCGGGCGAUAAGGAAAGAUUGGUCCCGAGGUGUGUGUUACAGAGUAGAUCAAAGGCCUAGGGAGGCAUCCUCAAAAUGCAAGUUGAUGAUUUCCAAAGUCGAGCCAUUUAGAUCAUGCGGGAAUGACUCUGAGUAUUCAGGUCAGAUUGUUCAGAAAUUGGAAGAAGAGGCACAUCUCAAUCCUAGCACGUUGAACGCUAUUUCCAAAUUCAUGGGCCAAAAGUCGGAGCUGCCAAAAACCGACAAAGCUGAUGAUCCUCUUGGUGCCCUAUAUGCAAUUGGUGCAUAUACGAUUGGCCUAGAUCACGACAGUUGCAACAGGGAGGGGCGAGAAUUGAGACUCAUGAUUCAUCCGGAGAUGAAAUGCAUCAGCAUGUUCAGGCGCAGCGUCCUACCAGAAACACCUAGAGGACAACAGGACAAGAACGAAGCUCCGGUUAUUCGCACAGUCAAGGUAUCGAAUAGAGACAACGAAUUUGUCCUAUACGAAGUUAUGCAUGUCCCAGGAACCUUCAAGCCGGAGAAGUACCAGGUGUUCGGUGUGUGGUUUCCGAUGAAGCCCAAUUCCAAGCUCGAAGAUCAUAUGUUUGCGAUUGCCAAAAAAGAUGCUAAAGAUGCACUUAUUAUAUAG
This is a messenger RNA of Aspergillus homomorphus CBS 101889, 1047 nucleotides long. RefSeq lists its product as uncharacterized. Lineage: Eukaryota; Fungi; Ascomycota; Eurotiomycetes; Eurotiales; Aspergillaceae. The coding region runs from base 1 to 1047 and encodes 348 amino acids. The record is from RefSeq and is a predicted model, not a curated record. The transcript has a single exon.